This is a messenger RNA of Ciona intestinalis (vase tunicate), 3579 nucleotides long. The record is from RefSeq and is a predicted model, not a curated record. Lineage: Eukaryota; Metazoa; Chordata; Ascidiacea; Phlebobranchia; Cionidae.
UUAACAUGUAACUUUUCUAGUUGAUUAACUGCAACCGGUAAACUUCAAGGCAUUUUCGGAACACUUCGUAAAAGUGCACGUGUGUAUUCUUAGGCGCUGAGUGUAUUUAGGUUGAGGUUUUAUUGGCUUUGGGCUGUAACAGAGUAUUAGCGUUUUCUGCUGCUUGAGAAUGCCGUUGGUUUAACUAAGAAAUAGAUAGAAGUUUUACAAUGAAUGUCGGAUUCGUUAUUUUAUUGCUGGCAUUUUCCAAUGCUGAAAGUGCGGAUGCAUCGGAUCUCAGAAGAACGCAAGUUGUUAGUGGUUCCAGCGAUAAAACAAACAAUAUCGCUGAAGUAGCAGAGCACACUCAACGCACGUUUACAGUGGUAGGCAGGCACGACUCACGCCGUUUUGACGCUGGGAUCCCGACUACCCUUGAACAAGCACGAAACCUUAGCGCACGGGAAAGAGAGAACUCUUCAAUUAAUAACCCGUGGUGCGACGAUGGCUGCUUCUGUUACAGCUCGCUAGAGGUACACUGCACCUUUCAGCAGAUCACGACCGUGCCUUCGGUAUUCCCACCCAAUACAAAAAAGAUAAACCUUGCCUAUAACAAGAUUACACGCUUGCCGGACAACAGACUUUCAGUAUACGGAUCUACGCUACGGUUUUUGUUUCUGCAAAGUAACAGAAUACGCUCGGUGCGAGGUGGUGUAUUGGCGGGUCUCGAAAACCUGAGUAUUUUAAGGCUUAGCUGGAACCAACUGAGCGCCGUUCAGAAAAAUUCGUUCCGGGACUUGCGUGCCUUGAAAAGACUGUACUUGGACAACAAUAGACUCUAUUUCAUUCACCCGGAAGCUUUUUUGGGACUGACGAAACUGCGGUCGAUUCAGUUAGAAGGAAACGCGUUGACACGUCUACACCCUGACACCUUUGUCACAGUUCGUUUUGGCCAAUAUUUCAGAUACUCUAACGUGCAAUAUUUGUACUUGUCUAACAACAAAUUCACCGUAUUUCCACGCUCAAUUUUAGCCGGAAUAAACCGGUUAAAACACGUUUACCUGCACGGAAACCCGUGGGAAUGCUCAUGCCAUUUGCCAUGGCUGCAUCAGUGGAUCAGAGAGAGUGGAAAAUAUAGGUGUAAACGAAGUAUCUUUAGUCGCAACCAGCCGGCUAUCUGCGCCACCUGUCAAUCACCGGGGUGGCUACGUCAGCAAGAGAUAUCAAGGGUUCAUUUCUCUAAUAUUACUUGCACGCCGCCGAGUUUGAUUGACAGGCGAGGGGCAAGACACGUACGGACGACAGAUUACAAUGUAGACUCUAGUCUUACGGAAAUCGAAAACGAAGCGCUGUUGUAUAAGCACGGGACGAAAAACAAACUCCGCGGGAGUUUUCGACUCGACAACCGGGUGGGGUCACUCGUUCUUAUGCACUGUAACGCCACAGAGAGACCAGAGGCCUACACCACGCGCAUUGGAUACACAAAUUUUACCUUUGUGGGCCGGCUAAGCGUGCGUAUGAAGUGCUGGAUUGAAUACCCGGAAAGGCAGAGGAAAUUAAACCGAAUAUUGUCUCCGUAUUUAAACUCAGCUCUAAACUUAACUUCGUUUGCAAAGCGUCGGAAAAGAUACAGAACUCAGUACAGACUAUCGAUAAUUGGAGAGCCGCUGACCAAGCUUCCACCCCCCGCGUUUCGGUUAAGAUCGGCUACUUUAGCAAAAGCUUCAAGAAUUCUUCACCAGAAUAAGACGAGAAUGAUUAUUUUUGGCAACCGUUUUCGACCAGAGGAUGGCACUCUGGAAAUGCUGCUUCAAACCAGAGUUGAGUUUCGACCUAGCGCCGUGAACGCUGCCGACCAGGCUUGGACCAUGGUGAUCGACCCUCGGCCUGACUACAUUGCAACACUACUUUUUAAGCCUGGCAAGAUGGCCGUUAUCAAAUGCACUGCAAUGGGAUACCCGAAGCCGACAAUCUCUUGGAUUUUACCCAAUAAGCGCUUAGUCGGCGCGGGAAAACGUUUUCGGCGAUUUAUCGUCACGAUGAAAGGCAAGUUAUUUAUUCGUGGCGUGCGAGUAUCGGAUUCGGGGAUUUACCGCUGUCUAGCUACGUCAAGCAAACGGAUUGGGACAAGCGGUUCGUCAGAUAUUGGGGCAAAGCGGGUACAAGUGGUGCCAGAUGUAUAUGAAGAAAUCGACACACCAAGUGUUCACUUAACGAAAGGAAAAGACGAAAUAUUGAAUUGUGAAACACUGGCGUCCCCUGGAGCUGUAUAUGCAUGGACACUCCCAUCUAAUACCAUAUUAACCGGUGAAAGACAAGACGAUCGUUUCCAAAGCUUCAAAAACGGCACUCUGGUAAUUCGACAUACUUUGUACAACGAUUCAGGACUCUACAGCUGUAUUGCUGCUAAUAGAGCGGGAUAUAUGACAGCAAAUUACAAAGUACAAAUCCAGAACAUGACGGAAAUUAUGACAACCGAAGCUCCUGGUGUUUCAACCGAUUUCAUAUUUACCACAAGGCCACUUCUUUCUACAGAAACUCCAAAUUCAAGUAACGUAACUAUCGCUCAUGACGUAAACAUGGCGUCACACGGUGUCACCACAGGUGGCCUGGAGGAAACAACAGCACCAAAAACGAAUAUUUCAAGUUUAACUACCAAAACUAAUGUUGCUGCAAGCGAUAGUGGGAACGACAGAGAGACAUAUGUGACGUCAACUAUUUCGUCAUCUGCAUCAAUGACGUCAUUACCAACGUCAACAAUCGCUUCAGAGACCACGACGUCACUAUCUUUCCUCUCAACAAUUCCUCUUACGUCUUCAACUACGUCACCGCUGAUGUCAUCCACGACACCACCAAAGACGUCAUCAAAUACGUCAUCACUGACGUCAACAAUUACGUCAACAUUGGCGCCAUCAAUAAAUCCAACGACUACACCAACAACAGUGUUAUCAACUACAUCAUCAGCUACGGUAUCAAAUACGUCAUUAGCUACGUCAUCAAAUACGUCAACAGCUGUACCACCAUCUACCUCCGAAAUUUUCAAAACGAAUUCGACACAUGUGGAAAAUAUUCAAAUAGUCAAUAACACUCAAACUAAACCGCUUAACACCCAAGACACUACACAUGAUACGAUAAACGGUCACCACAGUUUGAAACAUGAAAUGAACACAAGCGAGGCGGGCGAAUAUUUCAACAGAAUUAUUAUUCUAAGACAAAAUCGGGAACACGGUGAAUUUCCGCAGAGCGAUUUGUUGCCUCAAGAGAGAGACGGCUUACAAUUUGAGUAUGGCAGUCGGCGCACUGUGAUUUAUAACUCGGAUACACACAAGACGAGGUAAUAGGCCUAAUUUUAAAAUAUUUCGAACGAUUACAAAACGCGAAAUUGGUUAUUGUCUUAUAAAGAACUUGUUACAUCAAUCACAAUAGCCAUAUGCCAUGGGAUGUGAACAUAUUUAUACAAAAUAAAACGUAGAGACGCUUGCACCAUGUUUAAGCUCUACAGUGGAAAUAUACUUUGUGUAUAAUUGUCCUGUAUUAAGACGACACACAAGUAAAAUACAUUGUGUCGAUGCAUGUGCUUCGUGUGUAAUAACACAUGUA